Messenger RNA from Bombina bombina (fire-bellied toad), 2117 nucleotides. It is a transcript of the gene PEX19, whose product is annotated as peroxisomal biogenesis factor 19. Gene Ontology annotation, biological process: protein import into peroxisome membrane. The transcript has 8 exons. The coding region runs from base 71 to 934 and encodes 287 amino acids. The record is from RefSeq and is a predicted model, not a curated record. Gene Ontology annotation, cellular component: peroxisomal membrane; peroxisome. NCBI's taxonomy places the organism in Eukaryota, Metazoa, Chordata, Amphibia, Anura, Bombinatoridae.
CAUCCUUAAUUCGUAUUGGGCUAGCGUUUCGUACGUCAUUCGAAUCGCCGCCUUCUGACAAGCGACAAAGAUGGCAGCAGCUACUGAGGACGACAAGGAGCUAGAUGAUCUACUUGAAAGUGCACUUGAUGAUUUUGAGAAGACUAGUCAACCUGCUCCUGCCUCUAAUGCUGCAGCAAAAUCCCCCUCAUUGGAAAAUCCUCCUGUGGAUGCAGCCAAUGACCCCCUAUUCAACUCUCAGGAGAAGUUCUUCCAGGAACUGUUUAACAGUGAGCUGGCAGCACAGGCCACCGAGGAGUUCGAAAAAGCCAUGAAGGAGCUUGCAGAAGAGGAACCGCACUUGGUAGAGCAGUUUCAGAAGCUAUCCGAGGCUGCAGGCAAAGUUGGAAGUGAUGAAACAUCUCAGCAAGAGUUUACAUCAUGUCUGAAAGAGACACUCACAGGUUUGGCAAAAAAUGCCAAUGAUUUGCAGAACUCUGGUUUAUCUGAAGAGAAACUCGCUAAAGCGAUGGAGGAUAUGGGAAUAGAUGAUGCAGAUGGUGAAGGAAAUAUCUUGCCUCUUAUGCAGAACAUCAUGCAGAAUCUCCUCUCAAAGGAGGUGCUGUACCCAUCCCUCAAAGAGAUCACAGACAAGUAUCCCGAGUGGCUGUCGACGCAUCAGGACUCCUUGCCUGCUGAAGAGUAUCGCAAAUACCAGGAGCAGCAUAGCGUCAUGAGUAGGAUCUGCCAACAGUUUGAGAAUGAGCAGGGGGAAGGCGAUGAAGCACAGUUUGAGGCAGUGAUGGACCUCAUGCAGCAGCUUCAGGAAUUAGGUCACCCUCCGAAGGAGCUGGCUGGUGACUCUCCUCAGGCCCCAGGCUUCAAUUUUGAUCUUGAUGGUUUGAACAUGGCUAAUCCAGGAAAUGCAAGCGGGGAGCAAUGCCUGAUAAUGUGAUGGAAUUCCUGUAGAAAAAUCAACAGAUGGUAGUGGGUCCCAACCCUACUUGGCUCAUUGAGGUCUUCCGAAUAUCAGGAGUAUGGAUGAGCCAGGAGAAAGUAUUGGUUUAUAGAUGCUCAUGCAUUUGUGUCCUUAUCGAAAGCGCAGAAUACAUUUCUGGCCACUGUUGAGAAGACGUGAUUAUUUAUGAAUUACCUCAUCAACCCUGCCUUAUUGGUCCAUCCUCUGAAAUAUCAUCACUUCCAGUUAAUUUGGAGUUAAAGAGUACAAACAUAUGGCCUGAUCACCCCCUGCUUAAACUCAAUACACUUUACCUGUACUCUGCAAAUUGCAUGUAUAAGGUACAGGUGUGGAAUUAGAAAAACACAGUGCUUCUAUUAUAUCUUGUCUGCUAAUAUCAUUUUAAUCUUCCAUAGAGUUAUUCCUUACAGUAAAAGUAUAGCUGUAAUUGACAACAUACAUGACUUUCUAUUCAAGUUGGUUUGCACUGAAAAGGGGGAUUUUUUUAACUUUAUUUUAACUGAUUCACUGUGAGUGAUGAUAAAUGUAUGGGACUGGGUUUGUGUUCAUCUUGUAUUGAAACGUUUUAGAUGGAAUCCCAUAGCUAUUUUAGAGUCCUCACCUAAAAAACACAUGGUGUAUUCCACAUCUGUCUGAUAUACCACACUAAUGUGAUCUGUAGCACCUAACAUCUGGCCACUGUACAAGGUUAUUUUGUUCACAAGCAUGUCAUUAAACGUCUGCUGUGGGAAAGGAUUGGUGGCUUUUCAUCUACAAGAACAGGUCACUAGUAAGGAACUGGCUGAGAGAGUUUAAAUUGUUUUCUCUAGAAGCAAUAUGCAUAUUUUAAGUCAUUAAAACCAGUCACUCACAUGUCUAAAUGACCAAUCAUAGCAUAAUCUUAAUAUUUAGAGAAGAUUUUUGUCUUCAUGAUUAGUGAAUUGGAGGGAAAAAAAGUCAUGUGUCUUUGAUGUCAUAUCGUCUCUAAAAUACGAAAAUAAGUACCUUAAUGAAGAACCAUGUUGUGCACUGAUUAAUGUAAACCCUUAUUGUGCACAUUUUGGGUUUACAAAAAUGUGCUUACUGGGAUGUGAUAAGUGAUAUAAAUAACUUUCUUUUACUACUUGUUGUAAAUUGUGACCUAUAAAUGUCAUUCAUUAAAGAUAUCACUAGUUAGCAA